AUGUCGAUUGAUCCAUCGAAACUGCCACCCGCGCAAUACGUGCCUGGCAGACAGUACGCCAUCGAACACGCUGGUAGAAUCGACAAGGUGCCAUUCGUGGUCUCAACUGGACUCCUCUUUGGACUUGCCAUUCUUUCUGUAUUCGUGCGCUUCGCGAUUCGCAUCUUUGGAGGCCGAAAAAUACGAUGGGACGAUGGACUCGUCUUGGUGUCGUCGCUGUGCUUAACAGUAGCGUUCGCCUGUGUCCACAAGGCUCUUAAUCCUUUCUAUCUCGUCGAAGCCAUAAACCAAAGGAAGACAAUCCCGUUCCGAGAGGACAUUCCUGCGAUAUUGGACAUCCCCAAGUGGGCGUUCAUAUUCUCCAUCUUCGGAUGGAAUUCCAUAUAUCUAGUCAAAUUUGCUUUCAUGUACUUCUUCCAUGGCCUGACCCUUGGACUGUCGGUCAGAUUCGUACGAUUUUUCUGGAUCACCGCAGGCUUUCUUGUCAUUGCUUGGAUCUAUGCCGUAGUCAACUUUGUCGUCAUAUGUGCACACUUUGGUGCAGACGCAGCUAAAUGCGGCGAUUCCCAGAUGCAUAAGAGAAGUGUCGCGGGUAAUGUCAUCGUUGGCGUCCUUGACAUCAUAGGCGAUAUUCUCACGAUUUGGGCACCGUCUCCUGUCGGUGCUAAGGCUUUCCAGAUCCUCAAGAAGCAGCGGGCGGAGUCCCCAGCGAAGCGAAGCGCUCCAUGGCAAGCGCGAGGAUCCAAGGGCGCCGAGGAUCGCUACUCAGAGACCGCUAGGAGGAACGUUGAAUACCGUCAGAACAUUCAUCUGGGGUGGUAA
Molecule: messenger RNA, 822 nt
Organism: Alternaria ventricosa
Lineage: Eukaryota; Fungi; Ascomycota; Dothideomycetes; Pleosporales; Pleosporaceae
Exons: 4
Coding region: 1-822 (273 amino acids)
Source: RefSeq, a predicted model, not a curated record